Molecule: messenger RNA, 207 nt
Organism: Adineta ricciae
Lineage: Eukaryota; Metazoa; Rotifera; Eurotatoria; Adinetida; Adinetidae
Source: the annotation of a GenBank genome assembly
AUGCGUUCGACAUACUUGAAAACAACACGACGACGUUUGAACACUCUCGAACUUUGCAUCGAUCGCCGUUCUAUUAAUAAAAUUUCUAGUUAUUCAUCAAAUCAAGCUCGUGUAUUUAUUAAUAAUAAUGAUAGUUAUGAAUCAAUAGUAUCUAUCGAAAAACAACCCUCCAUUUGCAUAAUAUUCGAAAGAAAGAGAAGUAAAUGA